UGAACCCAUUUCUGUUGCGACGGUAAAAUAUGUCCGACAGAGAAAUGAAACCAUUUAAUCGAAGUUUGAGAAGUUUUGUUGCUAGCUAGUUAACUCUUAAACGUGUAUUUGUAUACAGCGCUAUAUAUACACACACAUAUGUGCUUAAUGUCGAAUUCAUGUCAAAAAUGAACUUUAAAAUAGCGUUCUUGAUAUCCGCGGUGUUUUUACUGGCAGUGUCGGAAGCAGAUGAGAUGCUGAGUAUACCAGGAGGAAAGCUGAUAAUGGGAACCAGUGCAGCUGACGGGAGAGAUGGAGAGGGCCCCACCAAGGAGGUUGAACUGCAGCCUUUUCAAAUAGACAAAUACCCUGUCACAAAUGGUGAUUUCAGAGACUUUGUGAGAGCGCAGAAGUACAAAACUGAAGCUGAGACGUUUGGUUGGAGUUUUGUGUUUCAAGAUUUUGUGUCAGAAGAGCUGAAGAGCAAAGUCACACAGAGAAUCGAGUCUGCUCCUUGGUGGUUGCCUAUAGAACGGGUGUUUUGGAGACAGCCUGCAGGACCUGGUUCAGGCAUUCGGGAGCGCCUGAGCUUCCCGGUGGUUCAGGUGAGCUGGAAUGACGCUCAGGCCUUCUGCCGGGGGAAGGGCAAGAGACUGCCUACUGAGGAGGAGUGGGAGUGGGCUGCACGAGGGGGGCUGCAAGGUCGGACUUAUCCGUGGGGUAACAAGUUCCAGGCAAACAGAACCAACCUGUGGCAGGGAUCGUUUCCAGAUGAAGACACUGCAGAGGAUGGGUACCAUGGCGUAUCUCCUGUCACAGCAUUUCCUCCUCAGAACAGUUAUGGACUGUAUGACAUGAUGGGAAACACAUGGGAAUGGACAGCCACACCCUUCCCAGCAGCACAACCAAUGUAUGUGCUGCGUGGUGGCUCCUGGAUUGACACAGUGGAUGGUUCAGCCAAUCAUAAGGCACGCAUUACGACCAGGAUGGGCAACACUCCUGACUCUGCCUCUGAUAACCUGGGAUUCAGGUGUGCUGCCAGCAAUGGACAGAAACAAGGGAAGACAAAAGACAAAACUGAACUGUAGCAACAAAUGGGAAGUUAAAAUAAUAAUGAUCUUUUGAACCAAACAAAAGAACAAGCAAAAAGGAAAAGGACCAAUUAAGUACCAAUGACUAACAAUGAGUUUUAAUGAAUAAUGAUGGUGACAGACAGAUGUGAGGGUAGAAACAAACUGUAUUUCUCCCAUGGAGAACUUAGAUUUUUUUUUUUUUUAUUAAAUUGAAGAAUAGGAACAAACUACUAAUAACUAACAUUCAAGAAAUAAAUAAUUUUACAAAGAAAAAAAGUCCUUUGUAACUGUUUUUCCAUAACGUAGUUAUACCAAAACAAUAAGAAUAUAAUGCUGAUAAUUUAUGGGCAUGACUGAAGAGACUUGUUCACUGAAUGGAAGAAAUAGGACACUCUUUGACUGUCAUUGGCAGUUCCUUCUACACGCUGGGAUCUGUCUUUUGUUGAGCAUUUUUAUGUGACUGGAGAGUAAAUCGGUCCAUCGGUUUAGUCACAGCCUCCUAUAAUGCCGUCUUUGUCUUUUUGUUUCUUUCUCAUCCCUAAUGUCCAGCUGAGGCUGACUCAUUCUGUUAAACACCACAGACAAGAAGUUUUUUUAAUCUAAAUUCCAGUUUUAUUUAACUAUCAAGUAACUGUAUAUAAACCCAAGAUAGAAUUGAGUACCUUUGAGUUGGCCACACAAUCCAGAGGUAAUAUGCGUGUGGAGUGAAACAUGUUUUUAGUGACAUUGACAAAUGUUCACAAAAGGCAAAAUCAGAGCUGGCACUUUUGUUCUUGUAACAUACAGAAUGUGGACAGUGUUGCAAUUUUUAAAUGGAAAAGCAUGUAACAUGUAGUUUUUCCACACAAAAAAGCUAAUUGUAUAAAACUACUUGAAAUUGGACUUCUUCAUUUUUUUUUUUUAUUUCCCCUAAAUGCAGCCUCUUAUAUUAGUCACAUGAUGUGAAACUGUUGCUUAAUACAUCAGUAGUUCACAAGGAUUUACAUUCAUCUGGAUGAUUGCAGACCCUUCAAUACUGAAAACUUCACAACAAGAUUUGUAUUGAAGCCAUAGAUUAAACCCACACUGGGCUAAAAAUGAAAGCAAAGGUUUGACAUAUUCGCUUUCAGGUGGAGAGUUUAGUCAACAAUGUGACAAUAUAAUAAUAUUACCCCAAAUGUCAUGACACUAAGUUAUUUGCUGGGACAUGUUUGUUGCAAAACCUUAUCUAUAAAUACUGGCACAGAGAAAGUUUCCCACAUGCUCUUAUUAAGUUCAACCUAUUUAGAAUUGAAUGUAAAUUAUUGGAUAUGAUAAUGGAGAAAAUAACAGGUUUCGUCUGAAGACUGACUCCACCUAUGUACUUUAUUAAGCGGUGACCUACUUCCUGCAAAAUAUUAUACAGAGUGCAGCACAAAGACAUGUUUUUAGUUAUAAAAUGGGACAUGUUGAUGUGUCAUUGACUCAUCUCUGCUCAUGUACGUGGGAGAUUUGUCACCAAAAAUCACCCUCUUAGCCCAACUGCUCGGAAUGAGUACAACUGGUGUUUUCCCUGAUGCAUUUUAAUUCCAAAAAUAAAUUGACUAGGCAAUCCUA
This is a messenger RNA of Perca fluviatilis (European perch), 2627 nucleotides long. It is a transcript of the gene sumf2, whose product is annotated as sulfatase modifying factor 2. The transcript is spliced from 9 exons. Gene Ontology annotation, cellular component: endoplasmic reticulum. The coding region runs from base 159 to 1067 and encodes 302 amino acids. NCBI's taxonomy places the organism in Eukaryota, Metazoa, Chordata, Actinopteri, Perciformes, Percidae. The record is from RefSeq and is a predicted model, not a curated record.